AAUGGCGAAGGGCAAAGUCAUAUGGUUAUCGGUUCUUUUCCUGGGCAUCGCUUUGGGGCAGCCUCUAGCGCAACCGGAACCGCAGUUCCCUUGCCCAUGCCCAUGCCAGCCCCAACCAGCCCCCACUCCCUGUGAGGCCGCCCAACCGGCCCAGCAGAUUGGACCCUGUAAUCCGUGCGAGCCACCCGUUAACUAUGUGUAUGGUCAGGCGCCUACGGGUUCCAUCCUCAUCAGGCCAGGACAAAUCAGGUUCCCAACACCACCCCCGAUCGUGGUUCGUCCUGGUGAGAUCAGGCUGCCGACACCACCCGCAAUAUGGGUGAAACCCGCCCCAGUCCAGCCACCAACCCCAGCGCCGAUAACAGUGCGACCGCCCCCAGUACAGCCACCAACCCCACCGCCGUUCUACGUGAGAGUGCCCCCAGUGAACCCACCAACCCCGCCGCCACUGAUCGUCAGACCUCCACCUGUGCCUGUGCCCAGACCAGCCCCGAUUAGGGUACAACCACCCCCAGUCCAGCCACCAGUACCCGACGCGUUGGUAGUCAGACCACCCAAGAUCGUCGUGCCUGCACCCCCAACCAUUUGCUUCCGCCCCAACCCUCCCCAAGUAUUCAGGACUUUGGGGGCGGCAACUAUAUGCAGAGCUACGGGUGCACAGAACGAUGCCAUCUUGCCAUCGCCUUGCCCAUGUGGGCCCCCACCACCUUGCCCAUGUGGGCCAUCACCAACCCCACCGCCCCCACCUUGCCCCUGCAAUUGCCCUAACCCCUGUCCACCCCCACCGUGCCUCUGUGGCCUCUAA
Messenger RNA from Helicoverpa zea (corn earworm), 805 nucleotides. RefSeq names its product leucine-rich repeat extensin-like protein 3. The transcript is spliced from 4 exons. NCBI's taxonomy places the organism in Eukaryota, Metazoa, Arthropoda, Insecta, Lepidoptera, Noctuidae. The coding region runs from base 2 to 805 and encodes 267 amino acids. The record is from RefSeq and is a predicted model, not a curated record.